AUGAAAUCUAGCCCACAAAAAUUAUUGAUUUUAUUCGGAUUAUACAUUAUUUUUGAGACGACUGAUUAUGAUCCCAAAAUUAUUCAAGAACUUCGAAAAAUCGAGAAUGUACCUUUAAAUUGUGAGCCAGUUAUAAAUGGCUCAGAAAAUCCGAAAAUUAUGGAUCGAUUGAAACAAUGGACACAUCAUUUUGAUUUUUAUGAGGACAAAUUGAUGGAGGCUGAAGAUUUGUGGGUUUUGGGGGAGGGAAAAUAGUGAAGGUUCAAAAUGACUAAGCCUAAGCCCGACUAGGUGAAUGUAUCAAAACAGGUUAAUAUUGUCAUUGAAUCAAACUAUAGUGUAGUUUAGAAAUUAAAAAAAAGAAAAACAAAUACAUAUUUUUUGACAAAGAUCAAGUAAACGUGAAAAAAAAACAAAAUCACAUGCAAACCGCGGAACAAGGAAAAUAGCAAAGAGACACAGAGAACAACAGAAAAAAAAACUGCAAGUUUUUCGCGCUGCGAUACCAGUCAAAAAAAAUGCACACAGGGGUUUUUUCACUACCGAGUCAAUGCAAAAUUGUAAUCGAGCAAAUAGGCUCCGCCCAUCUUUUUCCGCACAGAUAUGUGGGCGGAGCUUAGGUUUUCAGAUUUUCAAAAAGAAAAUUGAAAACCCUUUGGCUCAAAAGACACACAAAUAAAAAGAAAAAAGUCGGGCUAUAUGUGUUUGCAGCGACCGACAUCUCGCGAGGCCGGCCACACGCUAUUGUUUUUUUUUGUCGGCCACGUAGCGUGCUGUUUGCGGAGGUUUUUUGUCGUCAGAUAAAAUGUUUUGUACGUGAUUAAUUCUCGGUAGUGAAAAAACCCCUGUGAUGCAGAAAAACCGAAAAAAAUAUUUUCAAAAAUAAAUCACUAAACAACAUGCAAAUCGCGGAGUGUUGUUGUUUUUCCCAUUUUCCUUCAAAAAAUCUUUUUUAAUUUUCAGAUGUUCCACAAUUCACCAAUAUUUCCACUUCACCAACAAAUCCAACACCCAAGAAGAACUCGAUUUCCCACUUUCCUAUGGUUGGGUUGUUUACAAGGAUUUUGUACAAAUUUUGCUGCAAAUGAGCAUUUUAUACCAACCACAACACUUAUUUUGUCUAACUGUCGACAAAACUGCACUGAAAGAAUAUAGAAGAGUUUUGCUGGAAUUGCCCAAAUGUUUUCCAAAUGUUCAUGUUUUUAUUGGGGCAAGUUCGGAUUGGGGAAGUUUUGGGAUUUUGGAGAAUGUUUAUACGUGUUUUCUAUUUUUGUCGCGUCAAAAACAUGAGUGGAAAUAUUAUCAAUAUGUUAGUGGCACAGACUUGCCAAUGAAAACUAAUUUGGAAAUGGUUAGGAUUUUUAAGGUGAGGUAAACAUUUUGCAUUCUUUCUCCAUAUCAAACUUCUUUAAAACAAUGAAAACCAGGUCAAUAAGCCAAAAUUCAAAAUUGGAAUUGUUGCAGGCCCUUAACGGCUCCAUAAACGCGGAUGUCGAUAACUACGAAAUGGACCGAAAAAAACGUCGAUGGCAACAAGAGCCCCCAAUCCCUUUGUAUAAAUCAAGUAUGUCUGUAGCCAUCCCUCGAGAAGCUGCAAAUUAUAUAAUAAAAAGCAAAAAAGUGGCAAAAUUACUACGAUAUUUGAGUAAAACCUGGAUUCCCGAUGAGAGUUUUUGGACAUCAAUCAGCGGUUCGCCAGCAAUUCUACCAGUUCCUGGCUCAUUUCGAGCAAAGGAUAUAAUAUGGUUUCGAAAGAAUUUCCGAAUUCCAGAAUCCGAUGAAAAAACAACGGAAUUCAUCGGAACUUCUUAUAUUGGAAGAUAUCAAUUAUGGCAAUAUCAUCGAAAUUGUCACGGUAUUUUGACGUCGGAAAGUUGUGUUUAUGGUGUUGGGGAUAUUGAGGAAAUUGUGACAAGACCGGAAUUGGUGGCACAUAAGUUUUAUUUGAGUGUACAACCGGCGGCGUAUUUAUGCUUAUUGAAGGUGAGUGACAUGUUUGAUAAUUAAUGUUUUCCGAAGAGAAUAAAUUGUUCCACUUUUGCAACUUUCAGGAAAUCCGUAAGCGCACUACCGACCCACAAAAUCAACUUUUCGAUGCAAAAAGCUAUGCAGAAAUGCCAACUGUUGAGAUGAAAAAUGGAAAAGGUGUUUUGGAGUUGACACAUCCUGAUUGGUUGACUGCUUCGUCUUUUUAUAAUCCGGAAUAUCAUCCGAUCGAUAAUUCAAAGUUUGUAUAA
Messenger RNA from Caenorhabditis angaria, 2237 nucleotides. Lineage: Eukaryota; Metazoa; Nematoda; Chromadorea; Rhabditida; Rhabditidae. The record is from the annotation of a GenBank genome assembly.